UGUGAGGACGAGCGUUUCGAGCUGGACAUGGUGAUCGAGGCCGGUAGCAGCGCGAUCAACCUCUUGGAGCCCAUGGAGGAGGAAAUCAAGUGCAUCGACAAGACCGCGGGGGCUCGGUACCAGUUCAAGCUGGACAGGCGCGUGCUGAGCCCGGUCCAGCUGGCCGCCAUCACGAGGAUCUACGGGGAUCACGGGGCGGAGAUCCUGGAGCUCCUGCGGAAGAACCCUUGCAAGACGGUCCCGGUGAUUCUGGCCAGGCUGAGGCAGAAGGACGUGGAGUGGAGGGUGUCGCGGGAGCGGCUGAACAAGCUGUGGUCGAACGUGCAGCGCAGCACCUACUACAAGUCUCUGGACCGGCGGUCCAUCGACCUCAAGAAUGAGGACAAGAAGGCUCACUCCGCGAGGGUUCUCGUCGCCGACAUCACUCACAGGCGCGCGGCCCUGUUGGCGAAGGAGGAAGAGCCCAAGCCUCUGGACAGGGCGGCUCUUGCGGACGCCGCUGAUGCCGCGGCGAAGGAGGCGGCUAAGGCUAGCAACAGCAGCAGCUGCGGUGGCGACGAGGAUGAUGACGUCACGGGCAAGGGCAAGGGAAAGAAGGAUGAUGACAUGGACACCGACGACAACGAGGCUGGCUCCAAGGAGGGUAAAGGUACCGGCGGCGGCGAUGGAGACAAGGGCAAGGCGGCCGCGGCAGAAGAGAUUAAGGACGAGAGUAACCAAGAAGGGACGAACGAUGCAUCCUCUUCUUCCUCGCCCGUCAAGCAGCAGCAGAAGGUCAAGGCCGAGAUUCAGAACGGCGACGGCAAGGCGGGGGAGGAGGGGGAGGAGGGGGCCCGACAAGCGGCUGUGGACAAGAUGGUGGCCGACCACGAAGCUCAAGUAAUGGCAGCCAAGCAGGCCAAGGCCGAGAGGGAAAGGAUGGAGUCCAGCGCGCCCCACUUCAUGCAGACACACUUGGCGCUGUCCUACCCCCCGUCCACAGUACGGAGAGACAUGCACCAGCUCCUGCUCCACGCCGUGCGGCACUCUAGCAACACCCCCUCUGACAAGAACAAGAUGCUCAAGGCGUUGCCGUCGCUUCGCGCGUGGAUGGGCGGGUCGUUGUCAUGGGAAGACAUGACGGCCGGCCACAACGUCUCCAAGGUGUACAGCGGCGCCGGCGUGAGAGGGGUCGGCACGCCGGGGAGCGGGGUCGGGGACUUGAAGGCGGGCUGGAUGGUGUUGCUGAGGAGAGGGGAAGCCCGAGUAACGGCCGUCAAGAAGGGCCCGGCGCCGGCAGAUGCACCGCCUACUGUGCCCGGUGGAAACCCGGCGGACGUGGUGGUGGAGGUGGAGGCGACGAUGAUGUCGGGCGGGGCUAGCGUUACCGCGAAAGCGGGAGAGAUCCUUCAGGUCCGGCCGGAAGGGGUGGGCGUGAUGCCGCCGUCGCCGCUCACCGAAGACUCUGACAGCCCCCGGUCGACCACGGGGAAGGACGCGGCGGGGGCCUGGAGCGGCGGCGGAGGGGCGAGGGGAGCGGAGGCGGGGCCGGUGCUGCCGGAGAGCGAGCGAGUGCUGCUGUGCACGCAGGAGCUGUACGUGCUGAUGAGGAUUCACCACGUGCUGUGUGACCGGUUGGGCAAGGCUGUCAAGCUGGCGGAGGACGCCAAGGCCCUCAAGGCCGGCCAGAAGGACCACCCGCAGAACCCCAUCAUUCGCGAGAGCUGCGAGACAGACGAAGAAAAGCUGAUGCGAUCUCUGGGUCUUGGGGGGGGGGACUCGCCCCUCGCUUUCAGCCUCGCCCCCCCACCGUCCUCCGACGGGAAGGGAGGCGGUCUGAGGGGUUACAGCGGUUUCCUGGCCCUGCUGUACGCCUUCACAGAUCAGAGCAACAGCGAGCUGAAGCUGGAAGACGCCGUGCAGCUCACCGUCGGCAACGAGGCCUACAUGCUGUUUUCCUACGACAAGGUUAUCAACGCUUUCUUGCGGCAACUCAAGCUGGUCGUGGACGACGACUCCUCCCUCAAGAUGCUGCAGCUCUUCGAGCACCAGGCCGCGCUGGGUGCGUUCCAGCCGGCGCGAUUGCUUUCGGAGUGCCGCAAGGUGCUCAAGAGCAAGGUCGACAACCUGUUCAGGCUGCAGUGGUCGACCGCACCAUCAUCUUCAUCAUCAUCAUCACCGUCUACAGCCGGGGAGGAUGAGGGCGCCUCCCUCCUCAUCGAGCUUGUGGUGCCCAACUCGACCUGCAGCGGCAGCAGCAGCAGCGGGACUGGAGCCACCCUGGCCGUACCGGAGACGUCGAGGUCUGCAAGCCCGACGGCAGAGGCGCCCGGCAAGGGAAACGCUGAUGCGUCGGCGGCGGUGGGAGGCACAACAGCGGAGUCCGAGCGCGCAUCGACCGGCGGCAGCAGCAGCGGUGCUGGUACCGGAGACAAGGGAAGCGCCAGCGCGGCGAGCGGCGAUGCAUCUGCCACCGCUUCCUCUUCCGGCGGCGGCGGUAGCGCUAGCACGGAGAAGGCUUCGACCCCCGUGCAGGAGUUGGCAGCGGCGGCGGCGAUGGAUGCCGAUGUGAGGCCGGCGGCGAGUGAUGCCGCACCGGCAGAAGGCGUUGACAAAGCCGCGGGCGGGAAGGGCGGGGGAGGAGCGGCAAAGGCUGGUGAGGCCGCGGUGGCGCAGGAAGUGGUAAGGCUGGGGAAGCGGGGUCCGUCGUCGAGCGAUGCCGAGGGGGGCGGCGACGCUAACGGGAACGCCGACGGAGGAGGUGGCGAGGCCGACAAGGACAAGGCGUCGUCGGAAGAGAGGGCCAAGAAGAGGCGGAAAGAGGAGGCAUGAGGGGGGGGGUACCUACCUGGCUGUCGGCGUUUAUUCUGACCAUAGCAUGAGAAGAUGAGCAGAAAGGGGGGACGAGUGGGGUGCGAGAACCCCACGUGGCGCUACGGGGAGGUCCGCACCUCCUGUGCAUCAGAUCUUCUGUUUUUUUUUUCUCUAGCGGUGGCGAGGAAGAGUGCCCCGCGGAAUAUUUCGCAGUUAUUCUGGGGGGGGGGCGCACGCAGGUGAUGAUGAGUGUGAUUAUUAGGUCCUUCGAAUUUGCUGGCCGGUGGGGUAGUUGGCCCAGCUCCGUGCACGAUAGCCGCAGGAGACAACGACAGGCCAGGCAUACAAUAAAUAUAUAUCAGUUUUAGAAGGCGUUGCUCGGUAGCGGUGGGGGGAGGGGGACGAUACGCGAAACGCUCCUCGGCCCCAUGCUUGACCCACGAUCCCGCCGGGUUCCCCCCUGAUUUUUCUGGCGAGUAUGUUCUCUGCUUCGGAUGGGUCCCAGGGCAAAUCGAUGUAAAGGGACCGGCGGCGAGGUUGUUUUCUCUAGUACAGCGUAAACGUAAGCGUCGAUUUGGGGGCGGGUCGGUCGUUUUUUACGAAUGGUGCACGGCUGAUUAGCCUCAGCAUCGCUGCAGCCGUCGCGUUAGGAUUGGAAAACGUUUUUUGUGGGCUCUGCAGAGGGAGGCUGUAGACACACAACGGAAAAUCACGGGGUUGGGCGGUGGGAAUAGUACCGGGAUUGGCGUUGGUGGUGUUGAUGGGUUGUUGGAUGCCUCCGGCGUAGAUUGAUCUCGUACCACCCUGCACGUAUCUCCACUGAACGAGUCGUUGGUUGGGCUGAAAUCCGCCCGCUCCUGCAUUGGGGUUCACCUCCAUGCGGUGCGGUGUGAUUUCAAAGAUGCGACUCGAGAUGCACAUGCUUCGUGCGAAGGCGUGGAGAUGUCGGUGGACGCAAUGGGGGGAAGGGGGCCUACCUACGUACCCGCCCAUAAUCCUCUUGGUUUCAACUAUCGUUGUGUUUUUUUAUUGUAGAAGGGGUGGUCAGUGAUGAAUGGGACCGGGCUGAGAUGGGCUUGAAUCGUGCCGGUGUGGAACGUGCUGCUCCUUUUCGACGGGUCUAGAAAAGGCGGCGUUUCGCGUAGUGUUUGUUCGAACGAGCCUGGAUACGUGCCGGGAGACCGCGGGAACAUUGGUUGGCUGUUUGUUUCGCUUUUUUCGAUCGGGUAUUCCCGACAGCAGCCGUGUUUGUUUGGCCGUAGGAUGGUAGGUAUGGACAUGUGUUGGUUUUGGGGUGUGAGCUCACGUCUGUGUUCUUCCCGGGCUUGCCCAACCUUCACGUGAUCGCAGACAGACCUACCUGCUGCCAUCUCCGUGUGCGGUGGCAGCGGUUUGGGGUGUAGCAAGUGGGAGCUUGGCUUUGCGAGCAGCGCAGCAGCACGCGAUCGAUGAUCACUUCUUUGGAACGAACGCGGGUCAUCUCUCUGGAAUCUUUACAUUUCCUUGGAGAUAGAUGUGGUGACGCCGCUUUGUAAAGUGAAGAGGAAGAAGAGAGGGUUCAACUGCUUCUCCUCCGGCUGCUGCUCUAUUGUUUCCUCCGGGAUUGGCAGCGUGACAGCGUGACUGAGGUGGUGGUUGUACGCGUCGCAACACGGUUGUUGGAUUGGGGGGAUUGUUGUACGAAAUAUACAUGGCGGUUACAGCUGCCUGUCUGUGCUUGCUUGCUGUUAUUGUUGCUGUUUGUUGUCUUAAAGUAAAAAAGAACUGCAGCAGUGACGACCCUCUGUCCUACUACAUUGUGGUGGCACCAUGUAUGUCCAUGUCAUGUACAACAUAUUGUACCACGUCAUAGAUAUAUACAUCCGGGCCGCACGACCUCAAGACAGGUCUUCGCCGAUCGAUCCACCGACGCAGUUUACUUGCGU
Molecule: messenger RNA, 4718 nt
Organism: Ectocarpus sp. CCAP 1310/34
Lineage: Eukaryota; Phaeophyceae; Ectocarpales; Ectocarpaceae
Source: the annotation of a GenBank genome assembly